AUGGCUUUCAACUUCGGAGCGUCCAACCCCGCUGGGGGAAGCGCCUCUGCGGAGCUUGGUCCAGAGCUUCCCGAUGUCUUUACCGAUGAAGUCGGUUUCAAAGGCGUAUCCGGGGACGCAAAUAUCCGCUUCCUCCCAACGGCAUGGCCCGACGACGCGCUGCCUGCUCCUACUUCCUCACUUCUGGCUGUCGCACACACCAAAGGCCUCAUUGUUGGCGCUGGCCCAGAUGCGCUGGUAAUCAGCACCGCUGAUGUCGUUAGAAAGUCCAUUGAGGCACCGGCUGGAGAAGAUAUGGAGAAAACGAAGCCCUUCCAACCCAUCGCCACAAUUCCCCUUCCUUCUCGUCCCACUCAUGUGGCAUUUACACCGGGCGACGAUGGCCUGAUUCUAGCCACGGAGAAUGGUGUCACAAUCUCGGUUUUCGAUACCAACACCCUCACACAAGGAAAUGCGCAGCCGGCGAUUUCAAUUCCUACGAAUGGCGUGUCGCUACGAGCACUGACACCAAACCCCGACCCUUCCUCGACACUCGUCGCGCUAGUGACAGUUAACGGGGAGCUUCUUAUCGCAGACCUUAAGGCUGGGAGCCUAGUUCCUGGACCUAAUGGCCCAGUUCUCAAGGAUGGUGUCAGCUGUGCUUCAUGGAGCAACAAAGGAAAGCAGCUCGUUGCUGGGUUAGCCGAUGGCACUGGAUACCAGAUGGCCCCAGAUGGAACGAAGAAAGCUGAAAUUCCUCGGCCAUCUGAUUUGGAGGGAGAUUGUCACAUUUCAUCAAUCGCAUGGCUUGAAAACGAUGUUUUCUUUGUCACAUACACUCCAAAUGCCGCAGAAGAUGAUAUGGGAAUGAACCCAGCUUCUUCAUACUACAUCAUAACCCGUCGCAAGCAGGCACCAUUCCUCAUCCAGAAAUUGCCAGAAGUCUGCUCGACUAUGGGCUUUAUGUUGAAGCGUGGUCCCGCAUUCCAAUUUAUCACCAGAAUUAGAGAGUACAAGCCUCACUUGAGAGAUGUCCUGAUCGUCGCGUCAACUGCGUCGACUGAUCUCGGACUCAUCACGCGAUCUGACCAACCUCUGGCCAACGAUGAGCGAACCAAAUCUCAUGUUGGUCAGUUCAUGACCACAGAAGUUAGCGACGACACCAAACGUGCCAGUGUCCCGUUGAAGGACUCUGGAGAUGAGACAUCGGUCAUUGGUCUGGCACAAAACCUCUCAGCCACGGAAAAUGUCGUCGCACCGCUUCCGGGUUCCGAUAUCUUGGAGAGCUCGACGCCCCUUCCCGGGGUUCUUCUUUUGAAUAAUGAUGGUAUCCUUUCAUCUUGGUGGUUUGUUUACGCUGAUUCCAUUCGCCAAAAUAUCCCGUAUUCGGGAUUGAUUUCGUCCGGCCAGGCAACCCAAGCUCCGUCUCAGCCACAGGCUAUAGCUCCAACCCCGGCCGCUGCCCCUACACAGCAACCUGCAUUUGGCCAGUCAGGGUUUGGAAGUUCGUCGCCGUUUGGCAAGCCAGCUUUCGGAAAGCCGGCGGGAGCCCCUGCCUUCGGUAGCCCAUCAGCCUUGGGAGCUUCGACUAUGGGCGCGACCGCUUUUGGGAAGCAAAGUGCUCCGGCAUUUGGAAGUCCGUCCCGGCUUGGUGGAAGCCCUUCCCCGGCCUUUGGAAAGCCAUCGUCACCGGCCCCUGGUCCCACAUUUGGGACCCCCUCUCAGCCUGGUGCAUCAUUCGGCACCCCCAGUACCCCUGGACAGCCACAGUUCGGGAAGUCUGGAUUUGGCGCUAUGGGAUCUGGACUUGGACAGUCUAGCUCCCCGGCAAACCCAUUCGGAGCCAAGGGUGCGGCAUCUAGCGGUGGUGGCUUCAGCUCCUUCUCCGGUGGAGGCGGCUUUAGUGGCUUUGCAACAGCGAAGCCGGGCGAGUCCCCAUUCGGAGCGAAGAAAACAAGCGAGUCACCAUUUGCAGCGAAACAGCCAAGUGAGUCACCCUUCGCAGCAACACAACCAAAGGCGUCACCAUUCGGAACCGCCUCUGCUGGUGAAAGUGCUUUCUCCAAGAGCUCUGCCUCGCCCUUUGGGGCUAAGCCUCAAGCCCCUACCUCGUUCCCACCUCCAGCGUCCAGUGAAGUCAAGAAUCCCUUUGGUGCUCCAAAAGGUGGGUUUGAACUCAAGUCUACCUUCAAGGGCGAUGGCUCGGCUGUCAAUGAUGGGCCAAAGUCAGACAAACCUUCUGCCGGAGCGUUCUCGUUUGGUGGCUCCUUUGACGAAAUGGUGUCGACGCCCCGCAAGGGAAGCUCGUCGCCGAGUGAAUCAAUGGAUGAUGACGCUGAAGAUAUCGAGCCUGUGAAUAAGGAGACAUUCUCAAUUUUCGGCGGGGCAAGCAAACCUGCUUCACAGACCCCCCACCUCAAUACUACAAAGACGACCACUUCGACCGAGAAUACCAAGUCGCCAUUCUCUAUGUUUGGCGCCACUGUUGACCAAAACCGCGUGACCAGCCCGUUGUCAGCGCUACCUGAUAAGACCGAGACACCCAAGAAGAAUUGGUCCAACACAUCUAGUAUCGACGUGGAGGCGCCAUUACCACCAGACCCUACCACCCGGGCUAGUUAUGCAGCUGGAGAUACUUCUGCUUCUUAUAACGUGUCGAAGUGCUCCGCUGAGGAUGCCCCGCUUCCUCCUGAUUUCACCAAGGUGAAGAAUCUGCACCCGCGACGGACGACGCUCCUCUUCCUCCCGACUUCCUCACCCAGAAAAAGGCAGCUCCGAAGACGGACGAUGCUCCUCUCCCUCCCGACUUCCUUACUCAAAAGAAGACUGCCCCAAAGACGGAUGAUGCUCCUCUCCCUCCCGACUUCCUCACUCAGAAGAAGACUGCGCCCAAGACGGACGACGCCCCCCCUUCCUCCCGAUUUCCUUACUCAAAAGAAGACUGCCCCAAAGACGGAUGAUGCUCCUCUCCCUCCCGACUUCCUCACUCAGAAGAAGACUGCGCCCAAGACGGACGACGCUCCCCUUCCUCCAGACUUCCUAGCGAAGCCCAAAAAAUCCGAGACUGCAGUUGUCCCCGAAGAAGCACCUCUCCCGCCUGACUUUACGGCAAAGCCAAAGACCAAACCUGUCGAGGAGGCAGUCCCAAUCCCGGAUGAAUCGGAUGAAUCUGGUAUCUCUGAUGGAGACUCCGAGGCCGCAGGCGAGUCAGACUUCAGUGACAGCGGCGAAGAAAUCACACACGACGAAGCAUUCAUUGCCAAGCCCAGGCCAUCAGCACAGAGCUCGUUUGGUGCUGUUUCGGAGCAAAGCUCUACCGGAGGAUUCUUCAGCAGCCCUGCUCGAAAUGCGGAUGACAAAAGCCGCCUUCCCCGGCAGCUGUUUGGGGAGGUCUCUAAGCAGCCGCUGCUUCCUCCCCCGGGCCCUAUUUCCCAGGCUAAUCGUGAGCCCUACCGGUCACCGAGUCCGGUUCGGAUCGGAGGGAAAAAGAACGUGUUAUUUUCCGAGAAACCACAUACCCGUAAGGGGUCCACAGGCGCGUUGCACUCGCGUAAGGCAUCUCUUACACAAAUUGCCAAGCGUGAUGGCCACUUGAGAAAGGCUAGCGAUGUUGCUCGCGAGGAGCAAGAGAAGCAAGCACGCGCACAUGCAGCAGCUCAACUUCAGGAAGAUGAUGUUCUAUCGUUAUCAGAUGACGACGAGGAUGAUAGACUUCGGGAUGAACUGGCUCAGCCUGUUGAGCCCGUUGAUACUCUGGAUCCAUUCUUACCCCACCAAAACUACAUGGGCGAGACUGCGAAGCCAGGUAUUGCCGGACAGGUCGAACGACUCUAUCGUGACAUCAACUCCAUGGUAGAUACAUUGGGAAUCAAUGCUAGGUCAAUGGCCGGAUUCCUUCUGCACCAGCAGCCCAAGCAACCCUCUGAUAUUGAUGGAUGGGUGAUGGUCCUUAACAGCGACCAGCCCGCUGACAUUCUCGACACAAAGAUGACCUUGAAGGAUAUUGAGAGAUUUGAAGAACUGAUUACUUCAAUUGCGCAAUCAUUGGACAAUCAACGGGUGCAGGGAGUGGAUGAAAAGCUCGAUGCAUGCCGUGACCUACUCACAAAGCAAGUUGUCACCCUGCGAGGCCAGUUCGCAAGCAUCCGGAAGACCCUUGAUGCACACACCGACAUCGGCGCUAUCCUCGAAGCACCACUUUCUGCCGAGCAAAGUGCACUCCAGCAUGAUCUGCGCACCACAUUCACGAAUAUCCAGGUCAAGAUGACCGCCCUUGAACAGGCAGUCUCCCUCCUGCGUGCCAAGAUCGCCGAUAUCCCGCAGGCAAAUGGCACAGGCAGGAACCGACCAACCGUCGAGGCUGUUACUAAGACCAUUGCUACAAUGAUGAGCAUGGCCGAGGGAAAGAGCACAGACAUCGAUGUUCUCGAGGCACAGAUGCGCAAGCUUGGCGUGGAUAUUGCUCCCACCGGACCCCCAAGCCGUGAGGCCUCCCCCUUCUCUACUCCUCGCAAGAACAUUGCUGGCCGUAUUCCCAUGACUCCCGGGUCGCGAGGCUCGGUUGACGGUAGCGCCUACCACACCCCCGAGUCCGCUUCGCGCGGUCUCAACUUCCGAGCCAGCAUCAAUGGCUCGGUGAGACAGAGCCGUCUCCGUAGCGUGGAGGGUGCUGGCGAGACUGCCAUCCUGCAAGAAGACGCCGUCCAUUACAAGGCCAAGAAGUCGCGUCGUCAGCACUUGAAUGCCAACUUGAAGAAGGCCUUCGAGGACAAGCAGGUCAAGGUGCGCGGCGUUGAUGACUGGUAG
This is a messenger RNA of Penicillium crustosum, 4785 nucleotides long. RefSeq names its product FG-nucleoporin NUP159. Gene Ontology annotation, biological process: RNA export from nucleus; protein import into nucleus. Bases 1 to 4785 code for a protein of 1594 amino acids. NCBI's taxonomy places the organism in Eukaryota, Fungi, Ascomycota, Eurotiomycetes, Eurotiales, Aspergillaceae. Gene Ontology annotation, cellular component: nuclear pore. Gene Ontology annotation, molecular function: structural constituent of nuclear pore; protein binding. The transcript is spliced from 5 exons. The record is from RefSeq and is a predicted model, not a curated record.